Phragmites australis (common reed) is the source of this 644-nucleotide messenger RNA. RefSeq lists its product as uncharacterized. Lineage: Eukaryota; Viridiplantae; Streptophyta; Magnoliopsida; Poales; Poaceae. Bases 244 to 633 code for a protein of 129 amino acids. The transcript has 2 exons. The record is from RefSeq and is a predicted model, not a curated record.
CCCCCGCACCACCGCCAACCACUCGUCGUCAUGGAACCGGUCACGCGGCAAGGCGAAGUUGUCUGCGUCGGGAUCCCCCAUGGAUGAUGUCGUGGUGCCGACGGGGAGAAGUGCGGCGGCCAGGUGGAAAUGAGACGAGGAUGGUGAGGGGAUUCGGCAGCCGAGGGUAGCUCGCCAUGCGGGGAGCUCUCGCUGCAGCUAGAGCACGUCUCCUUCCUCUCCAACCGCCGCGGGACCGGCCCCAUGCCCUUCGAGGCACACCUGGAGGAGAGCUCCCGGGACGACCCGACCCUGCCGCCUCAGUCGCAGCCGCCGCUGCCACCGCAACCGCAUGCCUCGCUCAUGGGCCUCCCUAGGCUUGGCCAGCGUGCGGUCGACGACCUGCUCCACGACACAGCGCGUGCCAUCCGGUGGAGUAGAGGCAGCGCACCGUCAGAAUUGAUGGAGACGAGGAACGGGAAGCUACGCCGUCUAUGUAGAUUCAGCAUCACACGAAUCAUCUUCCACUACAUCAAGAAAAGAACUUCAACAUGCAAAAAUCCAUUUGAAAAAAGGAUGAUUUAUUUGCUUGCCAACAUCUUCAAAUGGGAUGCAUUGACCACUGAGUGGCAAGCAUUCAAAAUCCAUAGGUGAGUUCCAUAUUG